AUGCCCCGUGAUCCGCUUAUCGGGCUUGUUGGAAAGCCAUCUUCAGGCAAAUCGACCACUUUGAACUCUCUGACGGACGCCAACGCUAAAAUAGGAGCUUUCCCGUUCACUACUAUCGACCCUAAUAGAGCUACCGGAUACGUCGAAAUAGAAUGUGCAUGCAGCCGGUUCCAAAAAGAAGACUUAUGUAAGCCGAAUUACGGUUGGUGUGACCACGGUAAGCGUCACGUGCCAAUUGAGUUGUUGGACGUGGCCGGAUUAAUUCCCGGAGCAUCGCAAGGCCUCGGCUUAGGUAAUAAAUUCCUCGACGACCUUCGCCAGGCGGAUGCUUUGAUUCACGUGGUGGAUGUAUCAGGCACCACGAAUGCAGAGGGAAAGGCUACCAGGGGAUACGACCCAUUGCAGGACAUCGAAUGGCUCCAGGACGAGAUUCGACUCUGGAUUGAAGGAAACUUACGUAAGCGAUGGGGGUCGAUCGUCCGUCGUCACGUCGCAACAAAGUCAUCUGUUGCGGAAACUCUUCGGGCUCAGUUUGGAGGGUACGGAGCUUCUAAGGAGAUGGUUGCCAGAGCUAUCAAUUCCAUUCCUAAUUUACCACCGAUGGAAGAUUGGGAUAACGUGUGGAUUAGUAAAGUUGUUUUGGGAUUUAUGGCUGUGAAGUUCCCUACGGUACUUGCAUUAAACAAGAUAGACCACCCUGACGCGGACAAGAACGUGAGUAAAAUCAUGCUAAAGUACCCUGAGACGAGUGCCGUUUUAACCAGUGCGUUGACAGAAGUGUUUUUACGUAAGCUGGUAAAGCAGAAGUUUAUAAAAUAUGAGGAAGGAACGGAAUUUGUCGAUAUCUAUGAAGAUUUGGACCCUGAUUGCGGUUUAAAACCAAUGGAUCCAGUUCUAAAGGAUCGAAUCGACAAUAUAAGGGACUUGGUGUUGUAUAGAUUUGGUUCUACUGGUGUUGUUCAAGUUUUACAGGAAGCAACCAAAAAAUUAAAGCUUAUUCCUGUCUUUACAGUCCGAAAUAUCCUUACUUUCACGGGAAACAGUGGAAAACACGUCUUUAGAGACUGUACCUUGUUCAAACAGGGUUCCAAAGUUGCCUCUGUAGCAAGAGCUAUUAUGGGAGAGGUCACUAUAGCCUCUGUGGAAGGAGUAGGUGGUAAACGAGUGUCUAUGGAUGACGUAAUUGAACCUGGAAAGAAUGAUAUUCUUUCUUUUAAGGUUGUCCCGGGAAAGAGCGAGGAUAAGUAG
This is a messenger RNA of Brettanomyces nanus, 1248 nucleotides long. RefSeq lists its product as uncharacterized. The transcript has a single exon. Gene Ontology annotation, molecular function: ATP hydrolysis activity; GTP binding. Gene Ontology annotation, cellular component: cytoplasm. Bases 1 to 1248 code for a protein of 415 amino acids. The record is from RefSeq and is a predicted model, not a curated record. NCBI's taxonomy places the organism in Eukaryota, Fungi, Ascomycota, Pichiomycetes, Pichiales, Pichiaceae.